Molecule: messenger RNA, 2694 nt
Organism: Dermacentor andersoni
Lineage: Eukaryota; Metazoa; Arthropoda; Arachnida; Ixodida; Ixodidae
Source: RefSeq, a predicted model, not a curated record
CGGAACACGACUUCGAAUGCGGGAGCAGCAGCACGAGCGCGUUUGUGCUGUAGCGCUGUGGAAGGAGACGACGACGCUAGAACCAUUGCUGAUGACGACAGCGUUAGCGAACUCCGACAACGACGGCAAAGGGUCCGCAUAAGCAGCUUCACUGUAAAAGAACAAGAGGAAGCAAAGGACAGAAGGGACCCAAGAGGAAGGCGUCAUCGCCGAUUGGUGUCGUCCACCCCGUCCUGUGGCAGCGUGCGCAAGCGUCCGAGUGGCGACCGCAGAACUCAUGCUGGUCCAACGCAAUUCGUCGAAGGCGACAGCUGCGUUGCAUUGGCCGGACAUCGCAUAAUCGUGAAGCACGCGACAAAGACCCGCCCCGGAGCACGAGACCACGCGCACUUGGUAGAGGGCAGAAAUUGCACUGAUUUGGAACAGAAGCCGGCAGCACAAGGAAGAAGAAGAAGAAAAGAAGAAGUGUUCGGUGGCAUCUACCCUGUCCUCGCAGCGCCAGCACAGACCGUUUAUUUCGACAGUCAUGCUCCUCGCCCUCGCAGUUGUCGCCGCAGCGUUCCUACUCCUGCUCAAGCAGGUCUCCUGCGCUGUGGUGAAGAGCACCAGGCUCCUCCUUGGACACUGCCGUCACUGCCUCAUCGAAAGCAGUGCCAUGGACGUCAUAAGUCAGAGCUCUGAACACACCACGCCAGCCCCAGGGCACCUGUCCGCAAACCUGCUCGCAGCGUGCGGUCAGCAGUCAUUCGCGACGUUUGACCAGCUCUUCAACAGUAUGUAUGUACAGCAAGACCCCUUGGGUGGAACCAAGCGAGCAACAACUCGGAGAGUGGGUGGAGCCAAGCGAACAACAACUCGGAGAGAAGAGGCACUCACAGGGCCAGGGCUCCUUGGGGCAGCUUCAGAUUCCAUGAGAGGCACAGGACAACGUGGGGUGCCACAGGAGGGCUUCCUGUACAGCCCAGGCAUAGGCCAGGUACCACAAAUGGAUGCACCAGCUUCCCUUCCUCAUUUGCCAGGCAUAGCUGAUGACCUGUCCUAUUCAGGAGACUUGGGGCCGUCUAUUGCACCAUCGUGGCUUCCAGAACUGCCUGAAGUGCCGGCUGAUAGCUUUGUGGAUGUUCCACCACCCCUUCCUGAAGGAGAUGCCACUGACCUACCUCCACUAGACACCACUUCUGAGCCAGUGGUGGAGUGUCCACCUCCCCAGGAGGCAGAUGAAGUGCCAGAGGUGCAAUCCGAAGAGGCUGUGCCCAGUCAACAUGCCGCGACUGCGCUAGAAUCAAGUAGUAGGUCAAGCAAUGCAGAACCACAUGCAGAGUUGUCGCUGCCUGUGACAGAAGAUGGCAGUGCUCGCGCCAGCCUGCUGGAGUCUAUUCGACAGGCCGGCGGCAAGGCAGGCCUCAAGAGUGUGCGUGGUCCACAGCAGCAACGCAAGUUUUUUUCCAGUUACAAGUAUCAUCCUGCAAGUGAUCCAGAACCUGCCCAAGAGCUGCUGGACUCUUUGCCAGCCGUGCCACUCCAGCCGACUUACUGUCGAGUGCGAAGUCAACACUUGGCCUCGAAUCAGCGACUUCUCAAGGAAAAAUUGCACUUCAACGUCCGUCCACCUGCCAAGGCUAACUCUACUGCCAUGAAGCCUGUCUGGCAGGAUGAGGAAGGCCUUGGCAGGUUGCCAGAAAGCACAGAGAGCAUUGGGAGCUUCCUUUUGUUCAACACUGGGGAAAACCCGUAUGUACAGCAAGACCCCUUGGGUGGAGCCAAGCGAACAACAACUCGGAGAGAAGAGGCACUCACAGGGCCAGGGCUCCUUGGGGCAGCUUCAGAUUCCCAGAGCGGCACGGGACAACGUGGGGUGCCACAGGAGGGCUUCCUGUACAGCCCAGGCAUGGGCCAGGUGCCACAAAUGGAUGCACCAGCUUCCCUUCCUCAUUUGCCAGGCAUAGCUGAUGACCUGUCCUAUUCAGGAGACUUGGGGCCGUCUAUUGCACCAUCGUGGCUUCCAGAACUGCCUGAAGUGCCGGCUGAUAGCUUUGUGGAUGUUCCACCAGCCCUUCCUGAAGGAGAUGCCACUGACCUACCUCCACUAGACACCACUUCUGAGCCAGUGGUGGAGUGUCCACCUCCCCUGGAGGCAGAUGAAGUGCCAGAGGUGCAAUCCGAAGAGGCUGUGCCCAGUCAACAUGCCGCGACUGCGCUAGAAUCAAGUAGUAGGUCAAGCAAUGCAGAACCGCGUGCAGAGUUGUCGCUGCCUGUGACAGUGUGUGAUGGCACUGCUCGCGCCAACCUGCUGGAGUCUAUCCGACAGGCCGGCGGCAAGGCAGGCCUUAAGAGUGUGCAUCGUCCACAGCAGCAACGCAAGCAGGUGGCGCAACCUUCCAUUCACCGUAGGAAGUUUCAUGAUACACAUCCCCAGCAGUUCUUUUCAAAGCGUGCUCGUCGCCAGCUUCCUGGGACUCUGUGUUUUGGUGUGCGCCCUGAAGCCGUGGCGACGGCUCUCCCGCAUGCGGGCGCACCGUGCGAGAGCUCCCGCUGUCCCAAGUCGGCUAUCAGCCGGCGAACCGGCUGGCACGGACUUCCUGGAAGACAACGAUCCGCUGAGCUCUGAACACCUGUCCGCGAACAUAGACGAAGUGUUCGCAAACCUACUCGCAGCGUGCGGUCAGCAGACAUGUGCGACGUUUGACCAGCUCU